Molecule: messenger RNA, 728 nt
Organism: Labrus mixtus (cuckoo wrasse)
Lineage: Eukaryota; Metazoa; Chordata; Actinopteri; Labriformes; Labridae
Product: histone H2B-like
Exons: 1
Coding region: 267-635 (122 amino acids)
Cellular component (GO): nucleosome
Molecular function (GO): protein heterodimerization activity; DNA binding; structural constituent of chromatin
Source: RefSeq, a predicted model, not a curated record
UAUGCUGUCUAAUUUGUAUUUUGUUUAUUAAACAGCUCGUGCUGCAGCUCCUCGGAGUGAUCAUCGGUGGUCGCUACUUUUCUAAACCCUAAAGGCACUUCAGGACUCAGCGCCGGUCACGUGACUGAAAGCUAAGAAUUGCGCACCGUGGCGGUCAGCCAAUCCUGUGUGAGCAACAGCACAUGGUUGUUUGCUUCAACACCAAAUAUAUACUGCUUUCUGACACUCACUUCGAUAUCAGUCACUGAGAUCACCACUCAGAAAACAUGCCUGAAACCGUGAAAGCGCCCAAGAAGGGCUCAAAGAAAGCCGUCUCUAAGGCCACCAAGACCGGCAAGAAGAGGAGAAAGUCCAGGAAGGAGAGCUACGCUAUCUACGUGUACAAGGUCCUGAAGCAGGUCCACCCCGACACCGGUAUCUCCUCCAAGGCUAUGGGCAUCAUGAACUCGUUUGUGAGCGACAUCUUUGAGCGCAUCGCCGGGGAGUCCUCUCGUCUGGCUCAGUACAACAAGCGCUCCACCAUCACCUCCAGGGAGAUCCAGACCGCUGUCCGCCUGCUGCUGCCCGGUGAGCUGGCUAAACACGCCGUGUCUGAGGGCACCAAGGCUGUGACCAAGUACACCAGCUCCAAGUAAAUCCGCUGAUAACCAGCAACAACAAAACGGUCCUUUUAAGGACCACCCAACAUUUAAUCGAAGAGCUGAAAUCCUGAUUGUCCUAUUAUAUGU